AUGGUUAAAGAACAAGUCGAGAUACAACGAGACCAAGAAGGAAGGGACGAUCGGAAUUUGACGUGGGAUGACAUACAGAAGAUGAAAUAUACAUGGAGAGUUGCUCAAGAGUUGAUGAGGAUCAUCCCGCCCGUCUUCGGAAGCUUCCGGAAAGCCGUAAACGAUACUAGCUUUGGUGGAUUCGAUAUCCCGAAAGGAUGGCAGGUGUUUUGGUCGGCAUACAGCACGCACAUGGACAACGAUAUCUUUGUCAACCCGACGGAGUUCGAUCCAUCUCGCUUCGAAACCAAUCUUCCGACACCGAUUCCCCCUUAUGCUUAUAUACCGUUUGGAGGAGGACAACAUUCGUGUUUAGGGAACGAGUUUGCGAGGGUGGAAACAUUAAUCACGAUACAUAAGCUCGUGACAAUGUAUGAAUGGUCGUUGAUACAUCCAAACGAAGUCAUCACCCGACAACCGAUGCCAUAUCCUUCCAUGGGUCUCCCAAUUAAAGUCAAACCAAUCAGUAUAGCAUCGUAG
Molecule: messenger RNA, 519 nt
Organism: Cynara cardunculus var. scolymus (artichoke)
Lineage: Eukaryota; Viridiplantae; Streptophyta; Magnoliopsida; Asterales; Asteraceae
Product: cytochrome P450 716B1-like
Exons: 2
Coding region: 1-519 (172 amino acids)
Biological process (GO): sterol metabolic process
Molecular function (GO): heme binding; monooxygenase activity; oxidoreductase activity, acting on paired donors, with incorporation or reduction of molecular oxygen
Source: RefSeq, a predicted model, not a curated record